CAGUUGAAUUUGUUCAGUCAAUCAUCUACAAAACCAAAACAAUCAAAAUGCGCGUCUUCUUCCUCGUUGCUCUGCUCGCCAUGGUGGCACUGGCCACUGUUCAAGGACGUCGUGGAGGUCAGGGACCGCCGCAGGGUUCAGGAGGUCAGGGACCGCCCCAGGGAGGCCAGGGCCCACCGCAGGGCGGCGCCGGAGGCCAGGGACCACCUCAGGGUGGACCCGGUGGUCAGGGACCACCCCAGGGUGGACCCGGUGGUCAGGGACCUCCCCAGGGAGGCAACUCGUCCUCCUCCCAGGAGGCAUCCUCCCAGGAGAGCUCCAGCGAGUCAUCCGCCUAGGAACAUCACUGCUCCUUGCGGUAACUCGAUCGUCGAGUCCUUACAAUACAAAAAAAAACACUUUUAAAACUCUUUGAAUAAAGAUAUAUAUUCUGAUUAUUUCAAAA
Messenger RNA from Drosophila rhopaloa, 445 nucleotides. RefSeq names its product acidic proline-rich protein PRP33. The record is from RefSeq and is a predicted model, not a curated record. The coding region runs from base 48 to 338 and encodes 96 amino acids. NCBI's taxonomy places the organism in Eukaryota, Metazoa, Arthropoda, Insecta, Diptera, Drosophilidae. The transcript has a single exon.